CUCCAGGGGGGACCAGGCAGUCUUUCGAACAGUCUACCCAGACUAUGGACUUCGUAUCGCGGGCUGCUAUCGGCGGAGCGCCGUGUGCCGUGCCCGGAGCCUCUGCCUCUGCUCUCCUCUCUGCUUCAUGCCUCCCUCUCCGGCUGUAAAGGCAGCGGAGGAACUUCAGCGGCAGCUCCGGAGCUGCGCGGCCGGCCGGGAGUCUCGGGCUGGCGGGGUGUGUUUGCGGGAGGCGGGGGAGGAUGCAGAGCAGACCGCUGGUGACCUGAACUUUCCUCCCUUCCUGGCAGCUUCGGACAGGACUUUGCACAUUCAGCAUGAUGCCCCAGUCCUCCAUCACCGGAAAACAAAGACAGACCAGUCCGACUCGGAGCCGCAGCGGGAGCGGGAACUGGCAGCGGACCCAGCGGGCAGGAUGCGGACUUUGUGCCCGGUCUGAGCGCAGCUGCGGGGAGACGAGCUGAUGCGCAGGAACAAGAGUUUGUGCUUUCUGGACGGUUUCUGGAUCCAAUGUCAAGUCCAAGGAAGCAGCAGUGCGUGAUGUGAGAGGGAGAGGAGGCUAGGAAGAGGACAUCCAGUGAGCCCUCCGUCUGUGCUCAGUGCUGUCAAAGGAGCUCUACCUGUUGGUAGAAGAGAAGAGGGGCUGAAAAUGUGAUGAACUGUACACAAUUUCCCCAGCUCUAUUAUGGACAGUGGCUGGUGAAGGAAUCACAUUGCUUAAUAAGACUAUUAUUCUUGUGUGGAGAAGCUAAGGACAAAGACUUUCCAAGGGAUUACCUUCUUCAGCAUCAGGCUUAACAUGCUGGUGUUAUUGAGCCACGAUCGAAUGAUUGUUAUGUUGGAUUUUUCAGAUCCCAAUUUCUUAUAACAAUUUUUUUCUCUGGCGUCUGUAUUUUUUUCCUGAUCUGUCUGAAAUGGAGAUACAGUGGCGUUUAUGGAGUAAGGACUGGACCUCCUUUAUAAGGCCAUGGAUACCUAUACUGUUAGGCCUUCAUCUCCAGUUCACCCGAGCCUCCAACUGUCCAGAGGAGUGUCGCUGUGAUCGUACCUUUGUUUACUGCAACGAGCGGAGCCUGACCUCAGUGCCUCUGGGAAUUGGUGAGGGUUAUAAGACCCUUUACCUCCACAACAACCAAAUCAAUAAUGCUGGGUUUCCCUUGGAGCUCCACAACGUGGCUUCAGUGGAAACUGUAUAUCUCUAUGGCAACCAGCUAGAUGAGUUUCCCAUCAACCUGCCCAAAAAUGUAAAGAUUCUCCAUCUGCAAGAGAACAACAUCCAGACAAUCUCCAGAGUGGCUCUGGCUCAGCUUCUUUGGCUGGAGGAGCUACAUUUGGAUGAUAACUCCAUUUCUACUGUGGGGGUGGAGGAGGGGGCCUUCCGUGAGGCAGUGAGCCUGAAGAUGCUCUUCCUCACCAAGAACCACCUGAGCAGUGUGCCUAUCGGUCUUCCAGACGAUUUAAAAGAGUUGCGUUUGGACGAGAACCGGAUCGCAGUUAUCGCAGAGGAAGCAUUUAGGAAUGUCACGCGCCUGCAGCGCCUCCUCUUAGAUGGGAACCUGUUGACAGAUGAAGGGAUUGCACCGGGGACCUUUCAGGACCUGGUCACCUUGAGGGAGCUGUCUCUGGCCCGCAACUCACUCACGUACCCUCCCCCGUUCCUCCCAGGGGAGGUGCUUGUUAAAUUGAACUUUCAGGAAAAUCAGAUAAACCAGAUCCCUGUGAGGGUGUUCGCGGGGUUGCACAAGCUAGAGAAGCUGGAUAUUUCCAACAACCAGCUGCAGUCGCUGACACAGGGCGUCUUCGAUGGCCUCGUCAGUCUCAGACAGCUCACUGUUCGGAACAACCUUUGGCUGUGUGACUGCAGCAUCAAAUGGGUGGUGUCAUGGCUUAAAUCUCUGCCGGCCUCCCUCAAUGUGCGUGGCUUUAUGUGCCAUAAACCUGAAAAGUAUCGGGGCAUGGUCAUCAGGGAGCUGAGUGGUGAGCUGGUCCAGUGCCCACAGAGCACAGCGGCAGCACCCCGGCCCACCUCACCAGCUGAAACCGCUCUGAUCCCAUCCCCGUCUUCAUCCACAGACUUCCCCCUCGUCACUCAGUAUGUUUCCUCCUCCUCCUCCUCCUCCUCCUGGAAAACCCUCCCUACUUUACCCACCCUCUACUCUAUCUAUUCAACGAGACAGGGAGAGUUGAGGACUAAGCAGCCUCUGGUCCCCCGGAGGGAGACUUUGCAGGUCACAUUUGCUAUACUAAAUGGCUCAGCUAUCCACGUCAGCUGGGUGACAGCCUUUCCAGUCACUGCCUACAAGGUGACCUGGGCUAGGAUGGGUCCCAGUCUGACAGGGGACACGGUAAGGGAGAGGAUAGUGGGUGGGGAUCACCGGGGCAUUCGACUGGCUAAUCUUGAGCCAAAGUCCACAUAUCGGAUCUGCGUCAUUCCCUUGGAUGCUUUCAAUAACUACCGGCCCAAAGAUGAUACGGUAUGCACCGAGGCCUUGACCACAGCUGUGUAUUUCAGCCCUGACAACAAAAGACCAUCAGGGCCCGAGCAGGCCACGCAACAGGAGCCCAGGUCGCCAUUCUUGCUGGCUGGGCUGAUCGGUGGCGCCGUGGUCGUGGUGCUGGUGUUACUCCUCAGCAUCUUCUGCUGGCACAUGCACAAGAAGAGUCGCUCCAAGUCGUCCACUGAGUGGAAAUACAACAGGGGUCGAAGAAAAGACGACUACUGCGAGGCAGGCACCAAGAAAGAUAAUUCCAUCCUGGAAAUGACUGAGACCAGUUUCCAGAUAGUCUCACUCAACAAUGAGCAGCUCCUCAAGGGAGAUUUCCACAUUCAGCCUAUUUACACCCCUAAUGGGGGCAUCGGCUUCCGAGACUGCCCCCUGGGGAACAACAGCACAGUCUACUGCAAGAACAAUGUUCAGGAUGCAGACUAUUGUCGCACAUGAUGAUUUUGGAGAGCACCAGGAGAAUUUGAUACUGAAAACUACCAGCUCUUUACUGGACACUGUACAGUGUUAAUAUUAUUUGAAGGUUCCACGUGAAAUGUAAUUUAUACAACUAGCUGGACGAUAUCUUUUUCUAUAACAUUUGUUUAUAAGUUAUUGGUUUCUGAGGUUGUGCUGUUUGAGUUUUGUGCCCACAGACAUGUGCAAUCAGGAUUCAUUUAUUAUUAUAAUUAUUAAAGCUGGGUUUCAUUUUAA
Acanthopagrus latus (yellowfin seabream) is the source of this 3197-nucleotide messenger RNA. RefSeq names its product leucine-rich repeat transmembrane protein FLRT2. Gene Ontology annotation, molecular function: protein binding. NCBI's taxonomy places the organism in Eukaryota, Metazoa, Chordata, Actinopteri, Spariformes, Sparidae. Bases 915 to 2942 code for a protein of 675 amino acids. The record is from RefSeq and is a predicted model, not a curated record. The transcript is spliced from 2 exons.